Messenger RNA from Sipha flava (yellow sugarcane aphid), 861 nucleotides. RefSeq names its product SCAN domain-containing protein 3-like. Bases 1 to 861 code for a protein of 286 amino acids. The transcript has 4 exons. The record is from RefSeq and is a predicted model, not a curated record. Lineage: Eukaryota; Metazoa; Arthropoda; Insecta; Hemiptera; Aphididae.
AUGGCGAUAAUAAAAAAAAAAAAAAAAACGAAAGUUACUGAAACCAUCAAAUCUGGUACACAAUCUUCUAGUGCAAGCCAAACUAUUUCUAUUCCUCAAUGUUUGGUAUGUGGAGAAAAACUUAGGAACGAAUGUAUGGUACCUAGUAAAUUAAAAAGGCAUUUUACUACUAAACACGGACAUUUGUUAAAUAAAGACAAAACUUAUUUUAGCCGCUUAUUAUCAUCAAAUCCUCACACUAUAGCUGAAAAUUUAAUAUUACCAGCUUGCAAAGAAAUUGUAAAAUCAAUGUUAGGUGAGAGUGCUGAGAAGGAAGUUUCUCGUGUUCCAUUAUCAAAUAACACAAUAUCUCGACGAAUUGACGAUAUGUCUUCCGACAUUCAAAAACACGUUUCUGAAAUUUUAUGUGAUGGCCGAAAAAUUUCAUUACAAAUUGACGAAUCGACCGAUAUUAGUCAAAAAUGUCAAUUAUUAAGUUAUGAGCUUAAAAAUGUUCUUGAUUUGAUAAUUAAAAUGGUAAAUUAUACGAAAUCAAGAGCUCUUAAAACACGAAUUCUCAAAAAAAUAUGUGAAGAAGCUGGUUCUCGUUAUGAAAUUUUAGUUUUACAUACUGAAAUUCGAUGGUUAUCAAAAGGUAAGGUUUUAAACAGAUUUUAUGAAAUGAAAAAUGAAUUGUUGCAAUUGUUCAAUAAUGAAGACCCAAACAGCGAUUUCGUAACUCAGUUAAAUAAUCCAUUAUGGUCUGCAAAACUUGCUUAUCUAGCUGAUAUUUUUAACCAUUUAAGUAUCCUUAAUUCCAAUAUGCAAGGUAAAGAUGAAAACAUACAUGUAUUAAUGUAUUCAUGUAUUAACAUCGUCUGA